Molecule: messenger RNA, 2027 nt
Organism: Ruditapes philippinarum (Manila clam)
Lineage: Eukaryota; Metazoa; Mollusca; Bivalvia; Venerida; Veneridae
Exons: 3
Coding region: 148-1821 (557 amino acids)
Biological process (GO): positive regulation of DNA-templated transcription
Cellular component (GO): nucleoplasm; chromatin
Molecular function (GO): ubiquitin-protein transferase activity; zinc ion binding
Source: RefSeq, a predicted model, not a curated record
UUUCAAUCAUUUAAACCAUUCCAAAUGCGGGGAGGUAACUUAGUUUUCCUAUUUUGCAUUUUCUACUUCCUCUUUCGCUUCGCCAUUGAGCCGGUGACCUACAAUUCUGUUAAACUGUAAAACAGACGACAUAACUCUGGUUCUACAAUGGCGGUGGGUGGUCGAAAGGAUCCGUCAUAUGUCAGUUCAUUGGAACAUGGAAAUGACUUCCUGUAUGAUUAUACAUGUUCUCUAUGUGCGGCAGACGGCAAAAAUAAAGAAGCUGCUAAAUUUUGCAUCGACUGCGGCGAAUAUCUGUGUGGAAAUUGCCUAAACGAUCACAACAAAUUUCCAAAGAUGAAGUCGCACAAGGUUGUUGACCCUUCUGAACAAAGUACUAUAUGCAGGACCAAUCAAACAACUUCCAUUGCGCCGACGAUAACAAUUUGUUGUGAAAAGCACAAUGGAAAACCUUUAGAAAUGUUUUGCAGUGAUCAUGACGAGGUCUGUUGUGCUGUUUGCAUUGCAUUAUAUCACAGCGUGUGUAAAGGCAGAUACUAUAUCCCUGACAUAUCAAUUGAUUUUAAGAAAAGAGAAGAGUUUAUACAACAAGAGGCUACCGGACAGAGCAUUCUUUUAGACCUGGAGUCAAUUAAACAGAAGAGACAAAAAGACAUUACACUAUAUAAAACACAGAAGAAUGUCACCUGCACAUAUUUCAAACAAAUGAGAGAAGAUAUCUUAAAACAAUUUGAUGAAAUUGAGAAACGUUCAGUCGAACUUGUUGAAAAACGAUUUCAACAAAAGGUCGCAAAUGCUUUGGAAGAUAUUACGAAAACAGAGGAAGUUUACAAGACCUUGAAGGUUAACGUAGAAAUAAUAAAAACUGCAACAAAUGAUUCUCAAGCCUUCGUCCUAGCAAAAAGGGCAAGAAAGUUUGAAGCCACUUCUAAAGCAUUGAUACAAGGGAUUUUAGCAAACAAAGAUCUACCAUUUAAUUUCAAAAUGAACGAGGAUGUAAGAAAUUGUUUAAGUGGUUUCAAGGAUCUAGGACAUUUCUACACUGCUUCCAAAUGUGAAGUGUUCAGUGUUCAAGAUAAAGAUGAACAACACCGAUGCGAUAUCACAGGUAUCUGCCAGCUUCAAAAUGGCGACCUUGUCAUUGUGGACGCUGCAAACCAGAGCAUAAAGAGGCUUGGACCUAUGUAUAUUGUCACUGAUAAAUGUAGGCUAUCAAGUCAACCAUGGUCAGUGUGUAACGUUAGUGACACUGAAGUAGCAGUUUCAAUGUGUAAUGAAAAAAAUAUCCAGUUUGUAUCAGUUAAUGGUAAAAUGAAGCCUUCCAGGUCAUUUAGAGUAAAGGACACAUGUACUGGACUAGCAUCAUUCCAAGACAUGUUAUAUGUUGGGCUUUUCAACAGGAAACAGAUUCAGGUCUAUGAUAAAAGUGGGUUUCCAGGGACCACUUUGGAUUUUAAUGUCGCUGUGCCUUGGUGCAUUGCUGUAUCCAGUGAUUCUUCAAAUAUUUUUGUCGCUGCACAAAAGGGUGGUGUAUUUUCAUUUGAUUUGAAGAAUCAGAGGCCUGUGAAGAUUGAUGUUCCUGAAGUGAAGGUUGCUGGUAGUGUUGCUCUUACUGCAAACGGUAGUUUAAUUGUGUCAUGUCAACAAACCAACUGCAUCAUACAGUAUACAAGCAAUGGUUGUAAAACCUUGUUGACAAAAGCUGAUGGUAUCACCAGUCCUCAAACAAUUUUCUUUAACCAGAAGCAAAAGUUAAUUGUAUCAUCUAAGAAUGCAGAUGCCAUCAAGGUGUUUACCGAAGUUGAUCAGUUACUUAUUUAACUUGUACAUGCAAUUUCUGAAAUCAUUCUUGAACAAUAUACAAUGUAUACCAAAACAAAAAGGAAACUGGGAUACUGUUGUAAAUUGGCUUUGGAGAAAGACCGCACAUCUAGUUGUGUGAAUGACAUAAAGAUAAUCAAUGACAUUAAUGUUCUAUCCUUAUAGAAAAUAAAACACAACAAAUAAGCUGUCGUUGUAAAUAUCAA